AUGUUAUCCGCAUUCACCGCGCGGCCGCUCGUCGAGCUGAAGUCGCGCGAUAGAUCCCAAAUCACCGCCGUCCUAGCCCACGGCGACCGACUCCUCGCGGGCCUCAGCAAUGGCAGUCUCCGCAUCUACCGCCUAAAUGACGACCAAAGCACCGACCUCCUACGCGAAGAGGAAAAAUUCGCCCGGUCCAAGAUCGAUCAGCUGGCCCUGGUCAAGGAGGCAGAGGUACUGGUCUCCUUGGCCGGCGGGUAUGUCGCCCUGCAUGAUGCGCAGUCGUAUGAGCUGCAGGAGCAACUUGCACAGACCAAGGGCGCGGGGACGUUUGCCAUCACCUCGAAUGUUGUGACUGAUUCCGAUGAUAUUCCUGUUAUUAUUUCGAGGAUGGCGGUCCCUGUUAAGAGGAAGCUGAUGUUGUGGGUGUGGAGGGAUAUGGAGCUCGAAACGCAUGUCUCGGAGUUGAGUCUUGCGAGUGGGAUUAAGAUGCUUACUUGGGUGUCGGGAACGAGAAUGGUUGUCGGGUUGACCUCGGGUUUCGUGCUAGUUGAUGUCGAGUCUGGGGAGGUGACCGAGCUGGCGGGACCGGGGAGUAUCGAAGAGCCCGGCCGAUUUACGGGGGUUGGGGCCGCGAGCAUGAGCUAUAUCGGGAUAGGAGGCAUGGCUCCCAGGCCACUGGCAACAAGGCUCUGUGAGGGUGAGAUUCUGUUGGUGAAAGAUAUCCAUACGCACUUUGUCGACGUGGACGGUCAAUCGCUCGGCCGGAGACAGAUUCCCUGGAACCAUGCGCCCGCCGAGCUCGGAUACUCAUACCCCUUCCUUCUGGCCCUGCACGAUGCAUCCAAGGGCGUGCUUGAGGUGCGCAACCCGGAAACACUGACAUUGCUACAAUCUAUCCCCUUGCCCGCUGCCAAAAUCCUACACAUCCCGCAACCAAACAUCAGUCUCGCGCACGCAGGAAAAGGGUUUCUUGUUGCAAGCGAUCGAACCAUCUGGCGCAUGGAGGCUCUGAGCUACGACACGCAGAUUGACUCGCUGAUCGAGAAUGGGUAUUUGGAUGAAGCUAUCAGCCUGCUUCAUAUGCUGGAAGAUGCGCUGCUGCGGGACAAACCCGGCAGACUGCGUGCUGCAAAGCUGGAAAAGGCGCAGAGCCUUUUUGCAGUUCAUAAAUACCGCGAGGCGUUGGAUUUGUUUACCGAGAUCUCGGCGCCACCGGAGACAGUUAUUCGGCUUUAUCCGCGUUUGAUUGCGGGGGAGCUCUCGGCCGUGGAGAGUGAUGGGGCUGCUUCUCAGGAUGGUUCUGAAGUUGCUGCUGGGGGUGCUCAAUAUGCGGGUUCUGUGAUAUCCUUUUUGAGGAAGACAGAUGAAAUUAGUGAAACCAGCAGUAUCCGGGAGGACAGUAAGUAA
Messenger RNA from Penicillium lagena, 1401 nucleotides. RefSeq lists its product as uncharacterized. NCBI's taxonomy places the organism in Eukaryota, Fungi, Ascomycota, Eurotiomycetes, Eurotiales, Aspergillaceae. The coding region runs from base 1 to 1401 and encodes 466 amino acids. The record is from RefSeq and is a predicted model, not a curated record. Gene Ontology annotation, biological process: autophagy; vesicle-mediated transport; endosomal vesicle fusion. The transcript has a single exon. Gene Ontology annotation, cellular component: cytoplasm; fungal-type vacuole membrane.